UCUUACUAAGCGUUUGACUUUAAUGCUGCAGCGAAGCUUGUUUACAGUCCGGCUUGCCGACUCGCACGCGAAAGCCGCGAUCCCAAAUAGCUGCUGCGCUCCACGGCUGAAUUAUGCUCCACAUCAUCAAAUUAGAUAGAUAAAGAGCUGUAGUAUUGACUCUGUGAAGCGGUUAGCGACACAUCAUCAAGGGGCUCACAGUAACAUGGCAACGCAAGCCAACCCCAGCACGGUACUGGAGUCGCCAUAUCCUGCACGGAAGGACGGAUAUGUGGGCUGCUUGACGGCGACGCAGGAGGCGGCCCUGGCGGACAUGGUGGAGAAGUUCAUCGAUGCGGUUCAUGCCUCAGACCUUAACGGCCCUGACCAGAUGACGCUGUGGGGCGUGCAGCUAGCCGACCUUGCCGUCUCACACCGCUGGGACACAGCUGAGGAGUCGGAGCAGCAACAACACGAAUCCACCUCCGCGCCCACCGCCACAGACAGCAAUGGCGGCGCCGGGAACGGUGCCGAAGCAGUGAACGGGCGGCGGGCGCCGGCGGGCGGAACCAGGGGCAGCAACGGCGGCGGCGCCAGCCCGCGUACGCCCAGCAAGGCGCAGAAGGUCGUGCUACUCAAGUUCUUGCGCGCACGGCAGUGGAACGUGGCGGCCGCAGUUAACAUGCUUGUCAACUGUCUGCGGUGGCGGCGCGACUUCGACGUGGCCGGCCUCGGCCUGGAGACCUUCCCGCCGCAGCUGGCGGCGGCGGGGCAGCUCACCGGACACGACCGGGCCGGCAACCCAGUCACCUACAACUACUACGGCACGGGUGUGGACUUGAACGCGGUGAUGGGCAGCCCGGGCGGUGUGGCCACCUUCGUGCGGUGGCGGGUGCGGCUGAUGGAGCAGGCGAUUGCGCAGCUGGACUUCGAGCGCGGCGUGGAGCACGUCACGCAGAUCCACGACUACGCCGGCGCCUCCAUGUUCCGCAUGGACGCGGGCAUCAAGUCCGCCAGCCGCGAGAUCAUACGACUGUUCCAGGACAACUAUCCCGAACUGCUGUCCGCCAAGCUGUUCCUCAACGUGCCGCGGGUCAUGGAGUUCCUGUUCGGCGUGUUCAGCGGCCUGGCGGACGCCGCCACCCGCGCCAAGUUCACCAUGGCCUCGCCCGCCCGCGCCGCCGCCGUGCUGUUCACGUACGUGGACCCCGUGCACGUGCCCGCCAGGUUUGGUGGCUUCAUGGAGACGUUUGUGAUCCCGCCCAAGAACAAGCACGCACCGCCUUUCAGCGCCGCCCGCAGCAAAUGCCUGACGCUGCAGCCGGGCGAGGGCCACGUCACGGGCGACCUGGCGGGCGCGCAGGCGGAGGUGGCGUGGGCGUUCGUGAGCACGGGGCCGCCGCUGAACGUGACCGUGUCCUUCCGGCCCCAGGACAACCAGGAGGCAGCCGCCGCCACCGCACGCAUGCCCGACCACAUACAGGGUUCCGCCGUGAGCGGCUACGGCGAGGCGGCUUACCUGACCUGCAGCCACGACAUGACCCUCACCAAGGAGGCGGCGUCGGGGCGCCUGGUGCUGGGUGUGCCAGGGGAGGUGACUCUGACCAUGGACAACAUCUGCGGCAAAGCCGGCAUAUUUACGGGGCCGCCGAACGCCACGGUGCACUACGCGCUCGUCAGCAGCAGCGCACCGGCGCGCGCAGCACCCGGCGCCGGCGCCGGCGCGCCCGGCUCGCCCACCGCCGCAGGCGCCGCCGGCGACGCCGGCUCCUCCGCCGCCUCCAACGCUCUCUUCGAGGCGCCGGGGCGGCUGCGAUUCAUGGACUCACGCAGCCGGAUGUUCAGCUACAAGUCCUUUGGCUGCGCCUCGCUAACCUCAGAGGACGUGGGGCUAAACGAGGUGGGCAGCAUGCCGCAGUCGCCCACGGGGCAGCGCGCCGCGCAGCUGGCGGGCGGCCCCAGCCGCGGCCACUUUGAGGCGGUGCCGGAGGCGGACGACGAGGCGGGCGCGUCGUCGCGGCAGGCGUCGGUGGCGGGCACGCCGCGCUCCACUGCCGGCGGGGCGGAGCAGGCGGCGGCCAAGUAGGCGGGGGCUGGGGAGUGGGAAGGGAGGGGGCGGCGAAGGGACGGGGCGGCGAAGGGACGGGGUGGCGGGGCAGUGGUUGGGCUGCAGUGGGGCUGCGGUGGCUGAAGAAAUGGCGGGGCGGGGGUGGGGGCGCAGGGGCAGGGGCAGGGGCAGGGGCAGGGAGGUCCGCCGCGGUUUGGGCCAGGGGGCGGUCAUCGCCGCCAGCUGGCACGGGGGUGGGGGCGUGUGCGCAAAAGAGGUAAACACGCGUUGGCGUCUGUCAGGCGCGAACCAUCUGAUCACGCUGGUGUGUUAAAGAGCACAAGGAAAACAUCUGGUCCCGCUGGUGUGGGUGUAUGUGUGUGGGUGUGUGUGCGUGCGUGUGUGUGUGUGUGUGUGCGUGUGUGUGUGUGUGUGUGUGUGUGCGUGUGUGUGGGUGUGUGUGGGUGUGUGGGUGUGUGUUAAAGAGCACAAGGAAAACAUUACGCGUAGGACAGUGUAUGCGAUGCAGAAUUACGGCCGCGGUGUGUGUGUGUGUGUGUGUAUGUGUGUCUGUGUCUGUGUCUGUGUCUGUGUCUGUGUCUGUGUGUGUGUGUGUAGAGGGAGAGAACAUUGAGGGUGGACCUCGGGAUCCGGCGGUGACUGCAUGACUUGAUUUUUACAAGAAUGACAUACCCCACUGCAGCACUGGGCACUCCAGGUAUUUGGGCACUGAGUUUGGAAGUUCGUCUGUGUCCCGAGGUCGGUGCCGAUGCUGCGCCAGUAGUCCCACGCAGGAGGGAUCCCCCGCACUCCUGGUUCCCGGGUAAUGCUUCUAACGUGUAGGAUUGCACGCUCGCAGUGAUGUUGUGAGCAGGGAUGGUUGCGGCGUUGGCGACUUGGCACAUCGUGGACGGAGUGCAGUCUUGCGGCCUAACGAUGUGAUUGAGUGCAUCUGACGGUCGAGUGCGCGCCGUACUGCACAGUUAUGUUGACGGUACGGUUGUGCUUCUGUGGUGACGGGCCGACUGCGGCUGGGGGAGGCAGGGCAGGCGUGUGCAAGGACAGCCGACGAGGCCCAAUGGACGGCCCAAUGCGCGUACCGAAAUCUGGUCUUGCCUGUCAGGUGCGAUGGGACAGGGUAAGGGGCAGGUUGGCGUCCCGUAUUAGUGUGCAGCGUAUUCCCAGAUCCCCAC
Molecule: messenger RNA, 3219 nt
Organism: Chlamydomonas reinhardtii
Lineage: Eukaryota; Viridiplantae; Chlorophyta; Chlorophyceae; Chlamydomonadales; Chlamydomonadaceae
Exons: 12
Coding region: 206-2065 (619 amino acids)
Molecular function (GO): lipid binding
Source: RefSeq, a predicted model, not a curated record